UCUCCUGUUUUUUUCCCUCGCGUCUCCUUCACCAGCUGGUCCCUCGUCGUGCCUACCUUUGGUGUUCGUCAGGAAUGCGCUGUGGGUUUUCGGAUUAUUGUGGGAUCAGACCUUUCAAUAAAUCGAUUUCAGCUCUCCCUGCUUCAGCAUGGACUGUGUGAUGCGUUAAGAGUAAGACAGACAUGCGUGCACUUGCACUUUCAUUCUCAGCUGAGUUCACGGUUCCACCUCGCGGCAUACAACGGCCCUUCUCUGAUGAUCCGAUCUGUUAAAAGAUCGAGAUUUUCAGCGCGAACAGGAGUUUCGUAGAACUUCCCGCUCCACCCCCAUUUUUCUUCUCAGACUAUCAAGAGAAACUGAACCCGCUUUGGAUUCCUAGCAGUUCCCUUUCUCUGAAUCAGUUUCGUUCCUGAGCUACAAAGAGCCCGUGACCUCUCUCUCUCUCUCUCUCUCUCAGUGUGCAAAGAGACAAAGUUGUUAUUAGCUAUAAAUUACCACCAGAAUUUGGGGCUUUACCUGCAUUUUGUGUGUUUUUAUGUUUACUUUCGCCGACUGCAUAGAGACAAAGUUGUACACGAUUACUCCAUCCAGGUCCACCAGUUUGUACAGUGUCCAAGGCUUACAAUCCUGCUCUCGUUUUACUGUUAAAAUCUUCAGCGGCUGAUCCCUGAUUUCACCUAUACGACGAUAUCUUUCUAUUUUAUUGCCUUUCGUGUCUGCCUAUGGUUUAAAUACAUUAAUGGUGACAUUAUUUGUCCCUGAAACAAAAUGUGGGAUUGUACCAGCACUGCUAGUUUUCAAGGCGCUGUCCUCGCCCAGCAUCUCAGUGUCCUGAACUGAAUUUAGUUUAAUUGUCGAGUCCGUUUACUGUGACCACCAUUACGCAAGUAGCAGAAGGGCAUGUUGCAGUGGGGCAUUUCGUUUGCAAAAAGGAUCGUCUUUCUGAUGUCUUGUAGCUUUCAUUCCACUUUUGGGAAUGAUAGUUUCAGGGCUUGAUAUAAGUGGCCAAGUAGUCAUCCUCUCAUGGUUCUUGAAACCUGGUGCAGCUGUCUCAACAAGUCACCAAGUCACAGGAUUGUGGUCCAGGUCAUCCCCCCAUCCGCUGGCUUCAACAGCAGUAUUCUUGCUUCAACAAGUGACCUUUCUACAGUUUUAGCUCAAAGAUUAUGAUACAAGCAUGACUGGUUCUUGAACACUAUACAAGGCUUUGGAGAGAUGGGAUGUGCUGCUUCCAGGUUAGAAGAUGAGGAGGCUGUCAAGAUGUGCCGGGACAGAAGGGACUUGAUCAAGCAGGCACUGGAGCAGCGCAACCGAUUUGCAUCUUCCCACAUUGCUUACAUUGAGUCCCUGAAGCGUGUUUCGGUGGCUCUCCAACGGUUUGUUGCCGGAGAUGAUCACCAUGAGCUAAUCUUCGAUACAUUCAUCUCCCCUAUCAAGCAACAGAAGCCAGAGAUGCUUGGUCUGCCUUAUGGUUCAUAUGAGAAGAGAACUAUUCAUGUUUCAAGGUACCUGAGGUCAGGGCCUAACCCAUCAGUGUCCAUUGAGGAGCACCCACGUCCGGUGGAAACAGUCCGUGUCGAGUCAAAUUACCCUAUGGACAACGACAGUGUCAUGGUGGAUAGAUUCCUACCAACACCCUCUUCACCAGUGAGAUCGUCUUCAUACUACCCGCCACCUUAUAACAGGCCAAGCUACCCACCUCCAUUGGACCAGGAAACAGUUAGAAAUUCUUCCUAUUGCAUGCCUUAUGACAGGCCAAGCUAUGCACCUCCAUCAACCCAGGAGACAAUGAGGACUUCUUAUUAUGCAUCUUAUGACAGGCCAAGCUACCCACCACCAUCACCCCAGGAGCCACUGAGAAAUUCAUAUCACGUGCCAUAUGACACAAGCUACCCACCUCCGUCACCCCAGGAGCAGGAAGCAUCACCGUGGGACUUCUUCUGGAACCCAUUCUCAUCAUUGGACAGCUUUACAUAUCCCCGCCCUCGGAGUAGCUAUGACAAUGUGGUCACUGAUGAUGAACUCGCGAGGUUACAACGGGUACGAGAGGAGGAAGGAAUCCCAGAACUUGAAGAGGAAGAUGAUGAGUGUCAAGAGCGUGUACAGAUGGACAGAAAAGAGGAAAAAGAAGAGCACGACAAUGCAGAUGAUGAUGAAGACGAUGAUGAAGACGAUGGCGAGGAAUGUGAGCAUUCAGAUGAGUGUAUGGUUUCUAAUGUGAAUUUCGAUGCCAAUAUGAAGCAAGAAACAAAGGGAUUUGAAUCCAAAGGUAUUCAGUGUACUGAAGCACCAGAACCUUGCAAGACAGUAGAACUUGAGAUAAAGGCACACAAGAAAGAGUUGAUGAGAAACAGAGUAGCAAAUGCAGAAGAAACUCCUGGUUUCACAGUAUAUCUGAAUCGAAGGCCAGCAAGCUUGGUUGAGGCCAUGAAGGACAUCGACUGUCAGUUCUCGGGGAUAUGUGACGCUGCUCGGGAAAUCUCAGUAAUGUUGGAGGCAAGUAGAGCUCAGUACUCAACCUCAAACGAUCUUUCUGCGAAGAUGCUGAACCCAGUUGCACUUUUGCGUUCUGCGUCAUCCCGUUCAUCAUCAUCUCGUUUCCUUCUUGCUCCCUCUAGCUCAAUAGAUGAUCUCUUUGACAAUGAGACUAGCAGCUGCUACUCUGAAGAAUCUUGCAGUACCAUGUCUGGAAGUCACCACUCUACCUUGGAUAGACUCUAUACAUGGGAGAAGAAAUUAUACAAAGAAGUAAAGGCAGGUGAGCGGUUAAGAAUCGAGUAUGAGAAGAGGCUGACACAUUUGAGGAACCAAGAUGUGAAAGGCGAAGAACCUACCUCUGUUGAUAAGACUUGUGCAGCAUUGAGAAGCUUGCAUACUCGGCUGAAGGUGUCAAUACACACAGUUCAGUCAGUAUCAAGGAGGAUUGAAAUUCUAAGGGAUGAGGAGCUGCAUCCUCAGCUUAUGGAGUUGAUUCAAGGGCUAUCGCGGAUGUGGCGCGCCAUGGCUGAACGCCACAAAGCUCAGAAGCGCACCAUCGAGGACGCCAAACUUCUCUUCCUCCAGCACCACCCCUCGGCCGCCACGGCUAUCUCCCUUGGUCCGCUGGAGGCCGCAACUCCCCCUCCGGCUGCCUUGGCACUGGAAUCCGAGAUCCAGGCCUGGCGAGGAGCCCUAGAGACAUGGCUGUUUGCGCAGCGCGCCUACGCGCGCGCGCUGGCCGCGUGGGCGCGACGAUGCCUCGGCAUCGGCAGCGCGGCGCGGCCCAGCCACCCGCUGCCGCCGGCGUUCCUAGUGUGCAUGGAAUGUGGGCGCGCGGCUGACACGGCCACCGAGGCACGAGUGAUAGACGGGUUGGACUUCUUCGUGGCUGGUGUCGGGUCGGUGUGCUCAGGCGCGGCCACCGGGAUGGAGGGCAUGGCUGGGCGGGUGCUGUGUGCUGGCAUGGCGGCGGUCACUGACGCCAUGGCGGAGUUCGCGGCGGCGUCUGCGGACAGCUACGACGCGGCUGUCACAGCUGUGAUCGCCGCGGCGCGUGCGCCGGAGCGCGGGAAGGAGAACGGCAUGGGGCAACUGCAACGCUAGGAAAAUGCUGCGGCAGUUGAUUUGUUGGAGUGGCUCACCUUGUGGUAACGAUGAGUAGGAGAUGAAAUUAAGCAUGCAGUUAAAUGUGUAGUCUUGUGAUUGGUAAGAAUGCUAUUACUCCCUCCGUUUCUUUUUAUUUGUCGCUGGAUAGUGCAAAAUUACACUAUCCAGCGACAAAUAAAAAGAAACGGAGGGAGUACAAGGCUAUCUAUGCUUGCUACUGAUUGAUUAUAGGUUCAGCGUCUGUGGUAUUAUCCCAAGGAGAGAACGCGAGCACUGUUGUAGAUUCA
Zea mays is the source of this 3872-nucleotide messenger RNA. RefSeq names its product protein ROLLING AND ERECT LEAF 2. Lineage: Eukaryota; Viridiplantae; Streptophyta; Magnoliopsida; Poales; Poaceae. The transcript is spliced from 7 exons. The record is from RefSeq and is a predicted model, not a curated record. The coding region runs from base 1216 to 3582 and encodes 788 amino acids.